AUGACACCUACACGAACCAUCCCAAUCAAUCGCGAUCCCCAAAUCCUGCGGCGUGAAGCUCAAGAAGCUCAAAUGGUUCGAAUGGCAGAGGUUCAAGACCACAUGUUUUACAACCGAUUGGUCAAUGGUAUGAGGGAACGGCAAGCUCAAUCCGCAAGUCUUCCAACGAAUUCUAAGAUGGAAGGUGAACGUCAAGCCUCGUUCAUGGAAAAGCUUCCCAGCACUCCUAGUCUUUCCGGAGUUCCAGUCUCGGUCUUGAUGUCUCCAGACCGAUCAAGACGGUCGUUUCACUAUGAAUCACAUCGCCACCAGUCUACUGCUUCUACAGUGUCUACUUCACCCUCGAAUUCGGUCCUAUCCUCAUCGCCACGAUAUGCAAUGCCAAUGCAAGGUCACCUGGAACGAGCCGACCUGUGCAACGUUCUGACUCAAUCCAUUCAGAUCCUCGACGAAGAGAAUGGUUGUGGUGGCGGUGCUGAAGAGGAUGAACUCAUGUUCGAAAUGGAUUUUUGA
Cylindrotheca closterium is the source of this 513-nucleotide messenger RNA. Lineage: Eukaryota; Bacillariophyta; Bacillariophyceae; Bacillariales; Bacillariaceae. The record is from the annotation of a GenBank genome assembly.